UCCGGUCGCAGGAUACGUAUGCCAGAUCGCUAUAUCGACUAUCUUCCAGGCUCUGCGACCCAUCUCGAGCAUAUGCCUCAGGCGAAUGAGCCCAUUGUAGAGCCCGAGGCUCUGCAAAUUAACGAGAAUGAUGGCCAUCAGCACCCCCUGCCCCUCCCUUUCACAACAAAGCCUGAUUCGAUGGGACUCUACCGCAUCUACCCUACACGUCCUACCUUAAUUCCCAGGGGUGGAGGUGUGCUUGAUAGUGUUUGUGACGCUCCCACAUUGGAUGCC
This is a messenger RNA of Suillus clintonianus, 276 nucleotides long. RefSeq lists its product as uncharacterized. The annotation marks the transcript as partial. The transcript has a single exon. NCBI's taxonomy places the organism in Eukaryota, Fungi, Basidiomycota, Agaricomycetes, Boletales, Suillaceae. The record is from RefSeq and is a predicted model, not a curated record.